Molecule: messenger RNA, 1139 nt
Organism: Equus caballus (horse)
Lineage: Eukaryota; Metazoa; Chordata; Mammalia; Perissodactyla; Equidae
Gene: CSN1S1
Product: casein alpha s1
Biological process (GO): response to progesterone; response to dehydroepiandrosterone; response to estradiol
Cellular component (GO): extracellular region
Source: RefSeq, marked provisional
AUCACCUUGAUCAUCAACCCAGCUUGCUUCUUCUUCCCAAUCUUGGGUUCAAGGCCUUGACAAGCAUGAAGCUUCUCAUCCUUACCUGCCUUGUGGCUGUUGCUCUUGCCAGGCCUAAACUUCCUCAUAGACAGCCAGAAAUCAUUCAGAAUGAACAGGACAGUAGAGAGAAAGUCCUCAAAGAAAGAAAGUUUCCCAGUUUUGCUCUAGAGUACAUCAAUGAACUGAACAGGCAGAGAGAACUUCUGAAAGAAAAACAGAAAGAUGAACACAAGGAAUAUCUCAUAGAAGACCCUGAGCAACAGGAAUCUAGCAGCACUUCAUCAAGCGAGGAAGUUGUUCCCAUUAACACUGAGCAGAAGCGCAUUCCAAGGGAAGACAUGCUCUACCAACACACUCUGGAACAGCUUCGCAGACUGAGCAAAUACAACCAACUCCAGCUGCAAGCCAUCCAUGCCCAGGAACAACUUCUCAGAAUGAAGGAAAACAGCCAGAGAAAGCCUAUGAGAGUAGUGAAUCAGGAACAGGCCUACUUCUACCUUGAGCCUUUCCAACCAUCCUACCAGCUUGAUGUCUAUCCCUAUGCUGCUUGGUUUCAUCCUGCGCAAAUCAUGCAACAUGUUGCUUACUCACCAUUCCAUGACACUGCCAAACUCAUUGCCUCUGAGAACUCGGAAAAAACUGACAUUAUACCAGAGUGGUGAAGGAUUAAGUGAAUUCUCAGAAACUCCACAAUUAUGGCCCUUGAUGUGACUGAAAAUUCCAUUCUUGAUUUCUCUCCUCAAUGUCGAUCGUGUAAACCCAACCUAUCCCAAGGCUUCAACUGUUAUUUUAGAGUAGGACAAUCCCAAAUUGAGGGUAAUCUUUCUUCCUGAGUUCUCUUCUGUAUAUUAGAUAGCAUAUCUUCCUUUUCUUUAAGUUAAAUUUUCCCGUACAGUUUAUCGUCUGAAUUCCAGUUGUAUUAUGCCAGUAUGAAGGUCACUGAAUCAGAGUGUAUAAAAGUCUUUACUGAGUUUCUAUAUGGGAAUUUUGUUUGAAAAGUCUUUAAAUUGCUUCUUCUGUAAGUGUCAUCAUUUCAAAUAAUUGUGAGCAGUGACUGAGAUUCUUUUCUUCUUUAGAAUAAAUUAUAUUUUAAUGCA